AUGUCUCACAACACCUCCAAGAACAUCAACAUGGGCAACUACCACGACGGAACUGUCCCCACCACACCCAUCGCCCAGAACAACCAGGAUCAAAUGGCGGACGGCACUCAUCAGUCAUCCAUUCCCCCCCUCAACGUCUUCGACUUUAACACUCCCAUUGAUAGAGGAAUGCACACACAGAGCGCUCAUCAGCAAGGCCAGGACAGUAACAUGGCUCCCCCUUCGUACCUUGACGACCCUUUCAACCCGAUCCACUACCAGCACCUUGCUCACAUCAAGACCCUCGAGGACGUUUUUGACGACUAUCCCGUCGACUUCGAAACACCUCUCAACUUCGAGUACGCCGGCCACCCUGCGGUCCGCAACAUUUUCAACCCCAUCAACACAAUCGGCAACCUCCAAGGAGCCAUUGACGCGGCCGCAGCUAGGCGGAACGCGAUGUACUGCCUCACCCACCUCGGGAAUCGGCCUGGCAAGGAUACCAUCCUGGAAAUCUAUCGUCGCAAGGCUCUAGGAUACGGCACUUGCUCUACGGACUUCGCCUGGAUGCCCAAGGAGACCGGGAAGCGGUGCGACCGGUGCGUCGAGAUGAAGAGGAACCGGAUGGAGAACCGCGCGGCGGCGGCCGCGGCAGCACAGCCUGCUCAGCAAUCUCAGGAGGACGGAGCCGACACCAGCCAGGCCACCUCUACUGAUGACUCGAUGAUGUCGGGAGAAGCGAUUGCCAACCUCCAUAUCUGA
Messenger RNA from Neurospora tetrasperma FGSC 2508, 741 nucleotides. RefSeq lists its product as uncharacterized. NCBI's taxonomy places the organism in Eukaryota, Fungi, Ascomycota, Sordariomycetes, Sordariales, Sordariaceae. The coding region runs from base 1 to 741 and encodes 246 amino acids. The transcript has 3 exons. The record is from RefSeq and is a predicted model, not a curated record.